GUUCUCAGUUCUCCUUACUUGGACGAUACAUCAAAAAACAUGAGGAAUCAACAGUCUGUACAAGGAGAAAUAACUUGUGUUUUUCCAGAGGACCCCGGUCAGCUGGUGAAUAACAAUAAUGGCCUGAAAAGAAAGGGAGCUCCAAACCAGGAUGCAGAAGAUAAAUCAAAGGACUUGAAGAGUAGAGGGUUGUGUUUGGUCCCAGUGUCUUGUACCCAACAUGUUGUAGGCCAAAAUGACUGGGCACCCGCAUACGGCACAGGAUUUUAA
This is a messenger RNA of Sphenostylis stenocarpa, 270 nucleotides long. NCBI's taxonomy places the organism in Eukaryota, Viridiplantae, Streptophyta, Magnoliopsida, Fabales, Fabaceae. The record is from the annotation of a GenBank genome assembly.